CGCAGAAAGGUAUCCAUUAUUCCUGAAAGCAAUUCUAAAGUGCCUCAUGAAACAAGGCAGCGAUAUGUUAACUCUUUUGUGGAAGAGUUUUUGAAAGAGUCUGCAUCUGUCCAGGAAGCCUUUGAUAAGGCUUUAUCAGAAGAAAAGGCAAUUUAUGAGCGGUGUGGGAGUAAGAACAUGUAUCUUAGCAUAGCCGUUAAUAGCCUUAAAAAGCUCAGAGAUCAACACAAUAAUGGUAGGAGAAUCUUUCAUUGUGCCUUUUUCUCAACCCUCUUGUUUUGGUACUGCAGCACCACUAUUUCUCAGGAACAUGGUGAAAUAAGGCUGCAGAUGAUAAAAAUGUGA
Staurois parvus is the source of this 345-nucleotide messenger RNA. Lineage: Eukaryota; Metazoa; Chordata; Amphibia; Anura; Ranidae. The record is from the annotation of a GenBank genome assembly.